Messenger RNA from Sinocyclocheilus rhinocerous, 4490 nucleotides. Its product is annotated as AF4/FMR2 family member 2-like. Gene Ontology annotation, cellular component: nucleus; nuclear speck. The record is from RefSeq and is a predicted model, not a curated record. The transcript has 20 exons. The coding region runs from base 135 to 3878 and encodes 1247 amino acids. Gene Ontology annotation, molecular function: G-quadruplex RNA binding. NCBI's taxonomy places the organism in Eukaryota, Metazoa, Chordata, Actinopteri, Cypriniformes, Cyprinidae. Gene Ontology annotation, biological process: regulation of RNA splicing.
CCGCCUUCUGCAGGGCUGCGUGUCGCUGAGCGGAGAGAGGCAGCGGCAGUGCGAGCUGCGCCGCGCGUCAGUGAGGGAGACAGACACCGUUCCUGCAUAUGCGGCCACCGGCACCUCACUGAAACACACCGACCAUGGACCUAUUCGAGUUUGACUUCUUCAGGGACUGGGAGCUGGAGCAACAGUGUCAUUACGAGCAGGACCGCUCGGCGCUGAAGAAGAAGGAGUGGGAGCGAAGGACACAGGAAGUGCAGCAGGAUGAAGACUUGUUCUCUACUGGAUUUAAUCUUUUUGGUGAGCCGUACAAGACUAACAAAGGAGAUGCCCUGGCCAACCGGGUCCAAAACACUCUUGGAAAUUAUGAUGAAAUGAAGGAGCUCCUGACUAGCCAUUCCAACCAGAGUCACCUUGUGGGCAUCCCUAAGAACUCUGUUCCCCAGACUCCAGUGGAGAAAACCGACCAGCCAGGCUUUUUCCCUGAGGCUCAACGGAGCCGAACUGCUCCCUCCCAACCUGGAAGUCACAGCACCUCCAUGCCCCCACCCCUUGCCAACACCAUGCCGGGCUCUAGCGUUGUACAUGGACAUCAAUGCAAAAAGUCUCGCUCUUCAGACUGGUCCCGAGGGGGUCACGGUUCAAGUGGCGCCCAGACCGCUCAAGCGGUCAGCCGGGGGAAGCACUCCAGUCAUGAGCAGACCUCUAGUAGACAUGAUCAGGACCAAGAGGACUCGAGUCCCAAUCCUAGCGGACCUACAACUUCGUCACACUCCAACAGGAAGCAGGCCCAGUCUGGCAAAGGAGCAGCGACAGCUGAGCUUGGCCUUGGAAAGUCUCCUACCGAGCAGGACUUGUGCUCCCAUGGCUCGAACUCGCCAGUGGCCUCUACGUCCCUGCUCCCUAGUGGCCUCUUGACGCCAACUUUCCCCCAAGGCCUCCACUGCAAGCCCAGCAGCGCUGUGCAGCAGAAACCCACUGCCUACGUCAGGCCCAUGGACGGCCAAGACCAGGUCCCAAAUGAUUCCCCAGAGCUCAAACCCCCUGUGGAGCUGGUGGAAGGGUACAACAGUGUGCCAUUCGGAGGUCUGCUGGAUACCAAAAGCAGCACGGCUGGGACCAAGGGCAAAAUUCCUAAGCUGACACUGCCACAAUCUGAAGAGGUCAGCCUGCCCAACGACUCCAAUUGUGUGGAGGAAAUUCUGCGGGAGAUGACCCACUCCUGGCCUCCACCUCUCACUGCCAUCCACACACCAGGCAAAGCUGAACAAACCAAGUUUCCCAUCCCUUCAAAGGAUUCCCAGCAUGUGACCUCAGGAUACAAUGGGAAACGCUGCAAUGUUUCCAGUAACAAGCCUGCAACCAAGUCGGUACCACAGAAGUCAAUGCUUGAGGAUGACCUGAAAAUCAGCAGUGAUGAAGAGGACAAUGAACAGGCGGCUGAGAAGCCCAAGCCCAGGAGCGCUCCUCUCAACCUCCCUGGAACCACACCGCGGACCAGCGAACCGACUGGUCACUCCAGCGGUGCAUCGGGCAGCUCCAGCGAAUCGGAGAGCAGCUCAGAGUCCGACUCGGACAGCGAGAGCAGUUCCAGUGACAGUGAGUGCAACCGAGCGUCCCGCGCUGCCACACCAGAGCCUGAACCUCCAUCAACAAACAAGUGGCAACUAGAUAAGUGGCUAAACAAAGUUAAUCCUCACAAUAAAGCACUAAUUAACACCCAGUCAGAUAGUCAUGGGCUUAACAGCUCUCAACCUGAUAAAAGCCAAGCCUCAGACAACCAGAGCUCCAGCAAGAGCAAACCCAGCACAGCACUGGCACCAGCAGACCCCAAGGAGAGAACGUUGCUCAGUCCUAUCCGAGAGAAAGCCAAACCCAAGACUGGUCAGAAGGCUCCGGACAGCAAAAGCACCAAGGUAAAAUCACCAGCCUCAGUGGAGCUUGCACCCCCCAGGAGAAGCACUGGAAAGAAGCAGCCUAAAAAGUUGGAGCGAUCUUCCAGCAGCGAGGAGCACAACUGGCCAAGACCAGGGAACUCAAGUUCUACCCCGAAAGAGAAAGAGCCCCCACCUUUAGAACCGCCAAAACCUAGAGGCAAGGGCCCUGGGGUCAAGACGGCUCCAAGAAAGGAACCUCGGACCACCACGACAAACACCGCACCAACGAAUAUCACACCGGUUCAGGAUAAAAAGAAGCACCGAGGACCCAACAAGAUCAUCCCCAAGUCUAAGGAGUUCAUCGAGACAGAGUCUUCUUCAUCCGAGUGUCAUUCGGACCCUGAAGAGCUCACUAAGGUUCAGCUUCCCUGUCCCGGGCCCAACACCCUAAGCCUGAAAUCCAAGGAUUGCAACAGCAAUAUCCUGAGUGUUAGCAGCCUUACCAGCACAAGCAGCACCUCUAUUCCUGAUCCAGGUGCCUCGGAUCUCCUGGAAGAGCCCAUCUUUUCUCCCAUCCCCAUUGUACAAAAUGAACUUUUGUCACCACUAAGAGAUUUUGAGGACAUCAAGUCCCUUUGGGUUAAGAUUGAACUCAGCUUCCUAUCACGGAUCCCAGGGCAAGACCCUCCGGAGCCUCCCCCAACAAAGGCCGAGUGUCGGGAGGUCAGUGUCAAGCACAGACGGCAACAGUCUCCUGCCUCCAUCCCUGCAGAAAAGAACCCUAGUAAAUCCAAGAGGAAACACAAGUCUGAGCACUGUGACGUGAUGAGUGGAGGCAAGAAGCUUCGGAUGGACAAAGACGCACUGCUGCUUCCUCCUUGUAUCUCGCCCAUACACAACCACAAGGUCUCCAGCACAAAAGAUUCUUUAAAGAAGCAACCUCGCAAGCGGGAUGAUAAGCUGUUACCGCCUCUGCUGUCGCCGCUGUCCGAUGAGCCGGUGGGCCGCCCACGGAGGAGCAGUGAAUGCAGCUCCCUCAGUCAGGAGGGAAACACCUCCACCGUCCCAAACACCCGCACAAUACCUGCCUCCACCUCUUCAUCAUCGUCCUCAUCACACAAACACCGCAAAGGAGAGAACAAAUCCUUCUCCCAUUCCAAGACCAGCGCUGAGGAAGACAGUCACAGCAAGCCUUCCGGCGGUUUUCACGGCAGUGGUCAGUCGGAGCCAGACCUCUGGUCAAACACUUCAGCCCUGUCCACGGAGCACAUGGAGCCCAGGAGACCUAAACUCACAUUUAAUAACACUGUUCACAAUGCAGAUUACUACAUGCAGGAGGCCAAGAAGUUGAAGCACAAGGCAGAUGCUUUGAUGGACAAGUUCGGCAAAGCUGUGAAUUACGCAGACGGGGCGCUCUCGUUUAUCGAAUGCGGCAAUGCCAUGGAACGGGACCCGUUAGAGGCCAAGUCACCAUACACAAUGUAUUCAGAAACCGUAGAGCUCAUCAGGUCAGUGCCCUCUUCCAAUCGUUGUUUGUCACUCCUGUACUUGCGAAUGUUCAAGCUGAAGAAGGACCAUGCCAUGAAGUAUUCCCGCUCACUAAUGGAGUAUUUCAAGAAUUCUGCAAAAAGUUCCCAAGCACCUUCGCCGUGGGGAGCCAAUGGAAAGAGCACAGGUACCCCGUCUCCCAUGUCCCUGAGUUCAUCUCCUGUCAGUUCGGUCAGCAGCGGUGCUGGAGUGAUGGGCUCUUCCUCUGCCUCUGGAAGUGUGGCCAUUCCCCAACGUAUCCACCACAUGGCAGCCAGUCAUGUCAACAUCACCAACAACAUCCUGCGCAGCUAUGAACACUGGGAAACCGCUGACAAGCUGGCCCAGGAAAGUCAAGAGUUCUUUCUGGAGCUGGACUCAGUGAUGGAACCGUUGACGCAGCACAGCAGCAUGACAGAACUGGUGCGCUACAUACGCCAAGGAUUGCACUGGCUUCGGCUGGAGGCCCAUUUGUUAUAGUGCUGGCGCUUCCACUGUGCUCUUCCUUUUUCUCUGUCUUUCUCUCUCUCUCACUCUCUUCCCCACCGUUCAUCACUACCUCCACCAUCUUUGCCAUCUGCAACCCUUCGGAACCCUGAGGGAAGUCGGCAGUUAACCACUAGCGAGCCUCAGAACUGUGAGUUAUUCCCUGGAGGGUGCCAUGUCCUCAUUCCAGUGCAUCAGGAAAGUCUUGAGAUGUCAUAGAAGGCGGACCUGGAAGGACGGAGCGCUGCUGCAUCGCAUCACAGCAUACGGGAGGCCAAAUUUAUGCAUCUGUUACAAGAACAUGGUAGCAGUGGGCAAGUUAACCAAGUUGUUGAAGAAAAAUUCAGCUAGUGACCUCUGUGAUGUGGGCCUGGCAAAUUUAAUUUGCUUUGUAAGGCAGGAGAGGCCAGAAACACACUUUACGCAAGUACGUCAAGAUAGGUAUGAAUGUUUGAACAACAUAUUGCAAGUGCAAAAUACACAUGAACAUUCUUAAAGUGUGAUACUGUGUGUGGCACGUAAGCGGCGAUAGAGUUAACUUCAAAUGUCUGUGGGACAAUGACAUUAAGUUUUGGUCCUAUAUAUUAAUGUACUCAAAAAAAAAAA